AUGACAGACGCAAGACCCCUGCCAUUUAUCUACCAAUUCGCCGCUGGUGCGGUUGCUGGCAUUUCAGAAAUCUUGGUGAUGUAUCCACUGGAUGUCGUCAAGACCAGAAUGCAGCUACAAGUGGCCGGUGGAGUCGGUCCACAGUACAACGGUGUCGUGAACUGCCUUAAACAAAUUGUCGCCAAGGAGGGUGCGUCGAGAUUGUACAAGGGGAUCUCGUCGCCAGUGUUGAUGGAAGCGCCAAAAAGAGCAACCAAAUUUGCCUGUAACGACGAGUUCCAGAAAAUCUACAAGCGCGAGUUUGGGGUUGAAAAGCUGACACAAUCUCUCAGUAUCCUAAGUGGUGCGUCCGCAGGAUGCUGCGAGGCGUUUGUUGUGGUGCCAUUCGAACUUGUUAAGAUUCGUUUACAAGACGUUUCGUCGAAAUACAACGGCCCUGUGGACGUGGUGAAGAGAAUCAUUGCCCAAGAAGGUGUCCUUGCCAUGUACAAUGGCCUGGAGUCCACACUGUGGCGUCACGGUGUGUGGAACGCAGGUUAUUUUGGUAUCAUCUUCCAAGUUAGAUCUCUAUUGCCCCAAGCGCAAUCCAAGUCACAACAGACAGGCAACGACUUGAUCGCCGGUACGAUCGGUGGUACAAUCGGCUCUUUGAUGAGCACGCCUUUCGAUGUUGUUAAGUCACGUGUUCAGAAUACUGCUGUGGUUGCCGGUCAGGCUAGAAAGUACAACUGGUCUUGGCCUUCCAUCUUCACUAUCUACAGAGAAGAGGGCUUCAGCGCGCUGUACAAGGGUUUCGUGCCUAAGGUUUUGAGGCUCGGCCCCGGCGGUGGUAUUCUGCUGGUGGUGUUCACUGGUAUGAUGGACUUCUUCAGAACGGUCCACUACAAAUAA
Messenger RNA from Lachancea thermotolerans CBS 6340, 891 nucleotides. Its product is annotated as KLTH0D10472p. NCBI's taxonomy places the organism in Eukaryota, Fungi, Ascomycota, Saccharomycetes, Saccharomycetales, Saccharomycetaceae. The record is from RefSeq and is a predicted model, not a curated record. The coding region runs from base 1 to 891 and encodes 296 amino acids. The transcript has a single exon. Gene Ontology annotation, biological process: transmembrane transport.